AUGGCAGAUCUUACAGACAUAGAAAGCAUCACCAAAGAUUACUCAUGGAAUAAGUUUUUGGAGAUCGUCGAAAAUAAAAGCAAAUAUAAGUAUAAGGAUGUUCGAGUCGACAUAGAUUGGACAAGGACCAAAUUUGUGGCAUCGGACCCAAAUUUCAACAGCAUUGGCAAUGGACACGUUAGUGGAAAACCCAUGAAAGGAAAAAUUCCUCCACAGCUGAUCGAAAUCCCAAAAGCUCAAGAGAUUUACAGGUCUGUCUACGUCAACAGAACAGAGGGGGAGCAGGAGCAUUCUAUCUCCAUGCAAAGAAGCACCAAGAGCAUCUGCAAAGCUUACGUCAACAAAGGAUACACUAAAGGAAUCAACGUAGGACUCAAACUGGCCGUGCCGGGAGAGGUCGCAAAUGCCACAGCCAAUUUUGGAUACUCUGUGAACGUCACAGACAAUUCUGAAGAGUCCACAGAGCAGACAAUGACCUGGGGAUCCGACUGUAAGGUCAAGGUUCCUAGAAAUAAACAGGUGUCCGCCAAAAUAUCCAUCACCGAGAAGGAGUACAACGCAUCCUUCCAGAUGAAGACAACCAUUUACGGAACGGUGCAUAUAGCAAUCCACAGCAGACUCGACGACAAGUUCUUAUUUUCUUUGGACGCACCGUUCGUAGAAAUUAUGAGAUGGUACUGCCAUAAAGAAUGGGCAUUUAGAGACUGCACUAUCAAAGAUAAGGAGGUAGAUUGGGACGUCAGCGGAAAUUGCUACUUCAGAUUUGGUGUGGAGCAAACAGUGGAAAUUCAGCCAUCUCUGUAGAAAUAAACAAUGUUUUGUGAUGUUUGUUAUAGACAAAACACACCACUAGUUGUAUUUAGAAUUUGUUGAUCACACAUUUUCAUAUGUACUAUACCCAUGAUGCAUUCCUUGAGAUUUAUUAACAACUUGAUUUCAUAUUUUAAUCCCAGAAGUAUAUGAAAUUAAAAGAAACUUUAUAUGAAACUUGUAUAUGUACACAUUUCAGUGUCAAAAUUUGUACCAUGUUUGUCUUUAUAAAUAUCAUAUGAAAAUGAUAUAUAUAUGAUGUUGACAUGCUUACAACAUCCGUCCACACUAUAUUAUUUACGUCCAUCUUUGUGCAAUUUCCAUGCUUUUCAUAUGAUUUUCCCCAAGACAUGUUCGUAUACAUGUAGUAACAAAGUACACUUAAACAGAAUGUGAAAAAAUCUGCCCAUUUUAAAUACAUUGCAAAAUUUGUUUAUUCAAUCUGUGCAUAAUUACAUAAUUCAUUCUUAUAUUCAUGAGUAAACAUACAAAAUGCACGUAAUAUAAUUAGCAAAUCUAUUUCACUGUAAAUACCUGUAUCUUACAACAAUAUGUAUUUUUUUUUUCAAUAAAUGGAUAUUUUAAAAGUACA
Messenger RNA from Ostrea edulis (European flat oyster), 1402 nucleotides. RefSeq lists its product as uncharacterized. The record is from RefSeq and is a predicted model, not a curated record. Bases 1 to 804 code for a protein of 267 amino acids. NCBI's taxonomy places the organism in Eukaryota, Metazoa, Mollusca, Bivalvia, Ostreida, Ostreidae. The transcript has a single exon.